Molecule: messenger RNA, 1087 nt
Organism: Bombus impatiens (common eastern bumble bee)
Lineage: Eukaryota; Metazoa; Arthropoda; Insecta; Hymenoptera; Apidae
Product: chymotrypsin-2-like
Exons: 5
Coding region: 209-958 (249 amino acids)
Biological process (GO): proteolysis
Molecular function (GO): serine-type endopeptidase activity
Source: RefSeq, a predicted model, not a curated record
UUUCUUCGGUUUUAUCGCAACAUACGUGAGAUACAUUCGAAUAAGCUUUUUUUGUAGGUAAUAUCUGACCUAAAUUUAAAUACUGGCCAGGUGUGUCUUUAAUUCCCACGGUCAUUAAAAACAUACUUGGUAUAAAUACUCCUGAAAUGUGUCCAGUAUACCAGAUUGAUAGCUAUUCGUUACAACAACAAAAAGCAAGUGUCUUAAAAUGUUUUUGUUUCUUUAUAUCUUCGCCAUUAUAGCAAUACUUGAAGCAUCAGGCGCAAGUAUAAAUGAAGUUCCAAAAAUCGUCGGCGGUUCUGUAGCAGAGGACGGACAAUAUCCGUAUCAAGCCUCAUUACGUUACAAAAAUCGUCAUUUUUGCGGAGGAUCUGUACUGAACGAGAGAUGGGUACUAACAGCUGCUCAUUGUUUAUCAAGUUUCAACGAUACGUCCAUAGCUGUCGUGUUAGGUUCCAAUACUUUAGACAAAGGUGGCGACGUAUAUCAAUCUGAAAAAAUAAUUAGCCAUCCAAAAUACAGUUCUAUAUUGAUUAGAAAUGAUAUCGGACUGAUCAAAGUGGACAAGGACAUCGUUUUCGGAGACAAAGUGAAGCCCAUCGCGUUACCUAAUGAAAACUUCGGCAAAAUAGAUUAUCCCGCUGUAUUAUCUGGUUGGGGAACUACUAGCUAUCCCGGACAAACGCCGAACGAUCUAUAUUACAUACAGCUAAGUGUAAUCGAUCAAAAACAAUGUUUAAACGCCAGCUUCCGUGUCACCAACGACAAUAUCUGCACACUUAACAAGAGAGGUGAAGGCGCUUGUCACGGUGAUUCCGGUGGCCCCUUAGUUGCCGACAAUGAACAAAUUGGAGUUGUAUCCUGGGGAAUACCAUGUGCAAGAGGUCGACCGGAUGUCUUCACCCGUGUCUACAGUUAUAUUGAUUGGAUCAAAGAUCACAUAGAAAAUAAGAAUUAGAUAGGGAGAUGAUUGAAUCUAAUUAAAUUACAGUUAAAUGAAUGUUACAUGGUGGAUUAUGUACACCUUUGCACUUUGUGAUUUCUCAAAGAAUACAACUAUGAAAUAAAUCAUUUAAUUAAUUACAAA